AUGGCAGCAAUUCAGCUACAACCGCCUCCGUACGAGCCGUUUGAUUGCCGAUCCGAAGGCAAAAAUGUCCGAUGGACGAAAUGGCUGCGUAGAUUGGAAUGUAACGUUUUCAACGGCUGUGGCAUAGUUAACGCUCUGCAAAAGAAGGGAUUACUGCUCAUGUACGGUGGUUCCAACCUCAACGACAUCGUAGACAGCUUCGAUCAGCAGUUAUUGGAGCCUAUCCCGGAAAUUCCAGGAUCGGAGAAUCAAACAGCUGUGCCAGGUAAACAAGCGAGAGUGCCUGGUCUGACGUCACACUACGUCACGCGCCAAAAAACCUGUCAGUUCGCGGAGCCUAAUGCAGAGGUGAAAUCACAGAUCAUCAUGGGUUGUCGGCUAGACAAGGUGCGUGACAAGGGACUCAGUGAUCCGGACGUAACAUUAGACAAGCUAUUGCAAUACGCUCGCAACCUGGAAGUCACACAUGCACACUCCAAGGCGAUCAAGAGUCAAGGGUUGGCAGACAUUACGUCAACUCAAGCUUCACUGGUGAACGCCAUUGGGAGACGCAAUGCAGAACAACUAGUGAGUGAAUAUAGCGAUCUGUUCACUGUUCUGGGUAAGCUGAAGGACUAUAACGUGCACCUACACAUUGAUGAAACCGUCCAACCUGUAGCACAGACACAUCGACGCUUUCCAUUUCACGUGCGCAAAGACCUUGAAGCUCAACUUCAAGCAGAUGAAGACCUCGGAGUACUUCAACGACCUACCGGCCCGACACCGUGGGUCUCUCCAGUGGUCUGUGUCACAAAGAAAAACGGAAAGCUCCGGGUGUGCAUCGAUAUGCGAUGUGCAAACAUGGCAAUAAAAAGGGAACGCCACUCAACGCCUACAAUCAACGAGCUUGUGAACGACCUCAACGGUGCGACAGUGUUUUCUAAGCUAGACCUAAAUCAAGGCUAUAACCAGCUAGAACUCGACGAGGCAUCACGGUACAUUACAAAGUUCGCCACACACGUCGGCCUGAGGCAAUUCACCAGGUUGAAUUUCGGCAUCUGUAGCGCUGCCGAGGUUUUUCAAGAAGCCAUCAGACAAGCCCUAGCCGGUCUUAAGGGUGGCAUCAACCUGAGCGAUAACAUGCUCGUUUUCGGAACUGACCAAACGGCACAUGACGAGAAUCUCCGAGCAGCAUUCCAACGUCUGAGGGAAAAAGGGCUCACUCUCUCCAAGAAGAAGUGCGAGUUCAACAAACCAUUUGAAUUCUUCGGUCACAUCUUUUCAAACGCAGGUCUUGCCGCUGAUCCAUCGAAAAUCCAAGCAAUUCUGGAGAUAUAA
Molecule: messenger RNA, 1317 nt
Organism: Priapulus caudatus
Lineage: Eukaryota; Metazoa; Priapulida; Priapulimorpha; Priapulimorphida; Priapulidae
Exons: 4
Coding region: 1-1317 (438 amino acids)
Source: RefSeq, a predicted model, not a curated record